AUGGCUUCAAGUGGAUAUUCUGCUCCACCUUCUCCUGUAUUUUCUGGAGAAGGUUACUCUAUUUGGGCUAUCAAGAUGAAGCCUUAUCUUAAAGCCUUUGAUCUGUGGGAAGUGACUGAAACAGGUAGGCAACCAAGACCUUUGAGGGAGGAUCCUACUCUUGCACAGAUAAAAGCUCAUAGUGAGGAGUGUGCUAAAGGUUUCAAGGCCUUGUCAUGCAUUCAUGCUUCUGUUUCUGAGGUGAUUUUCACCAGAAUUAUGGCAUGUGAGAUAGCAAAGGAAGAUUGGGAUUUACUUAAAGCUAAGUUUCAAGGAAGUGCACUCUCAAAGCAAAUGUCAGUGCUGAAUUUGAGGAGGGAAUUUGAGGUUUUAAAGAUGAAAGAAUCUGAAACUCUUAAAGAGUAUACAGAUAGAUUAAUGACUGUGGUCAACAAAAUUAAGUUGUUGGGUGAAGAUUUAUCAGAUAAAAGGGUUGUGGAGAAAGUUCUUGUCAGCCUACCUGACAGAUUUGAACCCAAAAUCUCAUCUUUGGAAGAUUCAAAGGAUUUGAGCAAAAUCACCUUACCUGAACUUAUAAGUUCCUUGCAAGCCAUUGAGCAAAGAAGAAUAAUUAGAGAAGAAGAUGCUUCUGAGGAGGCAUUUGUUGCCAAACAGAAAGGAAAGCAAGUAAUGGAGGUUAAGAAAGAUUCAAAAGAGAGAGACAACAAAGGGAAGCAACCUGAAAGUGGAAGUGAAGCUGUCAAGAAGGGCAGAUUUCCACCUUGUCCUACUUGUAAAAGAACAAAUCAUCUGGAGAAGGAUUGUUGGCAAAAGAAUCGUUCCAAGCAGCAAGAUGAUCAUUUAUUCAUGGCUUCACAGUCACUUAAACAAGUAGACAAACUCACAUGGAUCAUUGAUAGUGGUUAUACAAGUCACAUGGCCAGAAAUGAGGAUCUUUUUACUUCUCUAGACAUUAUCAGUGAGAACUAA
This is a messenger RNA of Hevea brasiliensis (rubber tree), 969 nucleotides long. RefSeq lists its product as uncharacterized. The coding region runs from base 1 to 969 and encodes 322 amino acids. NCBI's taxonomy places the organism in Eukaryota, Viridiplantae, Streptophyta, Magnoliopsida, Malpighiales, Euphorbiaceae. The record is from RefSeq and is a predicted model, not a curated record. The transcript is spliced from 2 exons.